Messenger RNA from Acanthoscelides obtectus, 504 nucleotides. Lineage: Eukaryota; Metazoa; Arthropoda; Insecta; Coleoptera; Chrysomelidae. The record is from the annotation of a GenBank genome assembly.
AUGAGUAGUCGAAGUAGAAAAAUUGUUGAACUAGCUUUAAAAGAUGGCCAAACGUCAGGUGACGAAUCUGAUCCAUUUUGUUCAAUUGACUCUGAUCUUGACCCCACGUUUUUGCCAUCUAGUGAUGAAGAAAUAUUAUCUAGUUCAGAUGUCUCAGAAUCAGAAAGUUCCGUACAAAAGAAAACUAAUUCUAAAUGCAAAUUGCAACCCAGUAAGACUGUCUCAAAGAAAUUGAACCCAGGAAAAAUUAAGUUUCUGGAUCAACCAUGCUGUUCAAAGUCACUUUCAACUGAUGUUUCAUACAAAGAAAUAGAAGCCGCUAACGCCACAACCAUACCAUGUGAACAGAACGAGCAAUUCGAAGAAUUCUUUGAAGUUGAAACCUUAGCGCAAGCUCAACCACAAAGUACUGAAGGUAUGCAGGAAUCUGACAAUAAAGUUGACCAAAAUCUACUAGACCAUAUGUGGACGCAGCCAGUUGGAAAUCACCAAGAAUUUGAAUAG